This is a messenger RNA of Eublepharis macularius, 4232 nucleotides long. It is a transcript of the gene NFYA, whose product is annotated as nuclear transcription factor Y subunit alpha. The coding region runs from base 141 to 1181 and encodes 346 amino acids. The record is from RefSeq and is a predicted model, not a curated record. Gene Ontology annotation, cellular component: CCAAT-binding factor complex. Gene Ontology annotation, molecular function: DNA-binding transcription factor activity, RNA polymerase II-specific; RNA polymerase II cis-regulatory region sequence-specific DNA binding. Gene Ontology annotation, biological process: regulation of transcription by RNA polymerase II. Lineage: Eukaryota; Metazoa; Chordata; Lepidosauria; Squamata; Eublepharidae. The transcript has 10 exons.
UUUGCGCGGUGGCUGAGUAGAGGCGCUGAUUGGGUUUCGGGGACCGGUGGCGGAGCCAAUCAGAGCGGGACCCGAACCGGGGGAGCAAGGCACGGAUUGCAGUUGAAGCUCGUUGCAUAGUUGAUUGGCAGUGAAAAAAUAUGGAGCAGUACACAGCAAACAGCAAUAGCUCGACGGAACAAAUAGUUGUACAAGCUGGACAGAUUCAGCAACAGCAGCAGGGUGGUGUCACUGCUGUCCAGUUGCAGACUGAGGCUCAGGUGGCAUCUGCCUCAGGCCAGCAAGUCCAGACCCUCCAGGUGCAGGGUCAACCAUUAAUGGUACAAGUGAGUGGAGGUCAGCUGAUCACAUCAACUGGUCAGCCAAUCAUGGUACAGGCUGUACCGGGGAGUCAAGGUCAGACCAUUAUGCAGGUUCCAGUUUCAGGAUCACAGGGACUGCAACAGAUUCAGUUGGUCCAACCCAGUCAGAUUCAGAUUCAGGGUGGGCAAGCUGUGCAAGUUCAAGGUCAGCAGGGCCAGACACAGCAAAUCAUCAUCCAGCAGCCCCAGACUGCAGUUACAGCUGGCCAGACACAGACCCAGCCGCAAAUUGCUGUUCAAGGGCAGCAAGUGGCACAAACAGCAGAGGGCCAGACAAUUGUCUAUCAACCAGUUAAUGCUGAUGGAACAAUUCUUCAACAAGUUACAGUCCCUGUUACAGGCAUGAUCACCAUCCCAGCAGCCAGUUUGGCAGGAGCCCAGAUAGUUCAGACUGGAGCCAACACCAACACGACCAGCAGUGGACAGGGGACAGUAACUGUGACGCUACCUGUUGCUGGAAAUGUGGUCAAUUCAGGUGGAAUGGUGAUGAUGGUUCCAGGGACUGGAUCUGUGCCAGCUAUCCAGAGGAUACCUUUACCUGGAGCAGAGAUGCUUGAAGAGGAGCCCCUGUAUGUAAAUGCUAAGCAGUACCACCGGAUUCUGAAGAGGCGGCAAGCAAGGGCCAAGCUGGAAGCUGAAGGGAAAAUCCCUAAGGAGAGGAGGAAAUACCUGCACGAGUCCCGCCAUCGCCAUGCCAUGGCAAGGAAGCGGGGAGAAGGAGGACGUUUUUUCUCACCAAAAGAAAAGGAUAGCCCUCAUAUGCAGGAUCCAACCCAGGCAAAUGAAGAAGCAAUGACACAGAUGAUUAGAGUAUCCUAACGAUCAACUAGAGAACAAAGCAUCUGGACAAAUACUAUAUCUCCUGUUUCCUGUCCUACCUAUCAGACAAACUUCCAAAUGGGAAAAUUGCCAUAUGCACACCCUGUUCUCUUCUUCAGAACAAAUUCCACAGUCUCAAUAAUGAUUUGUUUUAGGAUUUUAACUGCUGGGGCCUCAGCAGAUGGAAACUCCUAUGGACUUUGGGUAUACUCCUUUCCAAUUCAGACCAAGGAGCUGAAAAUCUCACUCUCUAGGCCGUUAACAUCCUUGACAUUAACAGUGGCCCAGCUUGAAACUGCCACUGCCUCAGCAAUAACUGGCAUGUUGAAAUAGGGCUAGCUUUUAAGCCAUUUGGAAGCCACGGCUCUUCAAUCACAUGACUAAUAUUGGGAGCACCUAUAGCUCAGAGGCCUACACUUUAAUUUUGUUUCCUUCAUGUAGUCAUCCUGGUCUCACCUCACAGCCUUGGUCUUCAUAUUUGCUGACAGCUCACUGUAGCAGCAUCUUCUCCAAUUGAACUCUGGUGGAACUUAGAUACGACACUAAAAGAUUUCUUGAAGUAUUAUCAUACAUAAAUCGUCAUCAGUGAUCUGUCUCAGACAAACUGUUCUCUGAAAGUACUGGGAAAGUAAUAGACUUGAAAUGAUGUAUGCAUAUUGGGCAGGGGGUGGGGUUGGGCGCUGCACUAUGACCUGGAGAAUCAAGAGUGGAGAAAAUCUGGCUGAUGAAGAAGCCAGCAAUACGUGUGAGUUGAAAUUCUGCUUCAGUGAGCCCGACUGCUUUCCCAAACUGCAGAUAGUGAUUAAUCCCAGAUACUUAAACUAGCUGUCCUGUUGACGCUUUUUCAAGAUCAGAUGAAACACCUGAACCAUUGCCCUAACCAAACCAUAACUUGUUAUAUUUUGCUUAAUACAAGAGCUAAUAUGGGAAGACCCUUCAAGCUUUUUAUAUACUGUUCUUUGUACAUUUGGUACUUAACAAUUCUGCUGCCUUCAUUUUCCAUUAUGAUGAGUUUAUCUCUUUUUUAAAAGGGAGCUGCUGCAGAUAGGUUAUGUUUGCCUUGUAGUUAGUUACGUUAAGGGGCAGGAGAAUGCUGUUUGUUUUUGCAGUUAGUUUAGUUUUUGGAGAUAGAUUGAGAUCUUGUCUGGUAAGCAUCGUGAAACUGCUUCUCCAUCCCCCCCCCCUGAUUUCUUCCCUUAUUAUUAUCUACUUAGGUAGUGUUUUAUGGUUCAUCUGAUACUAUGUUUUGUUCUGACAUAUUCACAGUUAUAUGUUAAGCCUGCAUUUCUCAUCAGGAUUGACAGUGGGAUAGAACUGGAGUCAGGCUAUCACAGAAAGAUGAGAGGUAAACUGUGAAGUGAAAGCAAUUGCAAAGCAAUUGAGAUGCAGAGGGGAAGAAGGGGUCUGGUCAUUGACUGCUGAAUUUUAUAGAAAGGCUAUGAUCGCAUUGGAACAAGUGCCAUUGUUUAAAGGUAAAGUGAUUCAAUGUAGACAUUCAUCUUCAUUUAGAGGGAGGCAACCUUCAUCGGCCCUCUUUUUCAUUUAUUAAAGUGUAAAACAGAAUUCAGAAGUAAGGACUUGUGUUUGAUACUGGUAAGCCAAUAGAAAUCACUGAAUUAGGGUUUUUUAAGCCAGCUAACCAUGAUAUCUAGCAAUGAAAAAUGCAGACAAGAAUUGGCAUUCCUUCAGCCUCAGCUGAUUAAUGCUUCCAUUUCAUUUCUUAACAGUGAACUUUUCCCUGCCAAGCCCUGGAACAACUGGCAUUUGCCUUCUAACACAUGAGAACCAUGCCAGGUAAAGCUCUGUGUGUGAAGCAGAGUUUGGGCUGUGCACAGUCAUGUGGCGACUUAAUGCCCUAGCUUAUGUUUUUUGGAAGCAAAUAAAGAUUUUUUUAAAAAUCCUCUUAUGUGCCUGUCCAUUUUUAAACCGGUAUUCCAGCUGCAUGUUCCUGAAUAGUUUUGUCUGUUUUAAAUCUCAAGUCUUUCACUUACUCCGUUUUCAUUAUUGGUUUCCAGAGUGUCUUGGGCUUCCAUUGUGGCAGUUUUAAGUUAGCUACUUCAGCCCUUCUCUACCAUUUCUCCUUGUUGUUUUUCACAAUAAUAUCCAGCUUGGAAAUUAAGUUAACUGUCUUAGUGAAGGAACAACGAAUGCUUUAUUUCCUGAGAUGGUUCUUCAGCAUUGCUGUAAAUAUUAGAGCAUUGGUACAGUCUGAGAAAGUGAUGGACAUGGAGGGGAGAAUAUAGUCUGGAUUAAAGAUGUUUCUCCAUUUCUCCCUUUCUGCUAUCAGAUGGUCUCUGUGAAUUGGGAAGUUAAGGGAAUCAAGGUUCUCCUAAUUCUUUAUGUAUUUGUAAAAUAUAACAAGAUAUUUGCAAUUAGCCAUCACACUUCCUUUUCCACAUUUAAACAACAAAAUUGGUCUUUGUGAUAUCUAUGUGUAGAUUAUGCAUAGACGCCUCUUUAUUUUUUGGUCUAUAGAAAAUUUUCUUUAGUUAGGUUUCCUGUAAUGGUGUACAUAUCCUGAUAGGAUCUAUUAUAUCAGUGGUUUAGACUUCCAUGUGUGUAGGUCAACCUUCAGAAUAGUUGUUAAUAUUGAGAACCUCAUACUGCAACAUGUUGCGAAACCCUCUGUUCCAAGUAAAAUACAAAGCAGAAGCAAUGCCAAAAGCAAACUGAUAGGAAGCGAAAAAUCAGACCACCAAGUACUUAAUUGGAAGUAGAAUACAGCUGUUGUAAGUUUGAGGAGAAUAUAAAUCCUUCUGACCUAUAAAGCUUUGGAAUACUGAGCGCACUUAAAGAGGUUUGACACUUGUGGGGUGGAGUUGCAACCCCCAAGUAAUGCUAAACUUUUUCAAAUGUUUUGCAUGUAAAAAAAUUUUGAGGGAUGUGAAUGGGGAUGGAGGGCAUUGAUAUUUGUGUAAUGUAAGACAGUUUGUAUAUAGUUCAAAAGUUUAUAAUUUUUUAUGCUGCAUUUUGAAGUGUAUUUUGUCUUUAAUAGAUACAACUGUAAGUACUGUGUACGCUAUCCAACCAAUUAAAAGUUUAUAAAAUGUG